Messenger RNA from Paralichthys olivaceus (Japanese flounder), 3395 nucleotides. RefSeq names its product ferrochelatase (gene fech). Gene Ontology annotation, molecular function: protoporphyrin ferrochelatase activity. Gene Ontology annotation, biological process: heme biosynthetic process. Lineage: Eukaryota; Metazoa; Chordata; Actinopteri; Pleuronectiformes; Paralichthyidae. Gene Ontology annotation, cellular component: mitochondrion. The record is from RefSeq and is a predicted model, not a curated record.
UCCUCCCCGGGCUCCAGGCUUCUCCUCCCCGGGCUCCAGCSMCUCCUCUCCCCGGGCUCCAGCCGCUGGUUGGCGGCAGCAGGUGUUAGCAUGAUGGCGGUGCUGGGCAGCGCCGGUCGCUUCCUCCACAUUGCCAGGAGCAGCGUCGGUCUGGGUGUGAGGAGACGCUCCACCGCUGCUGCGUUAGCACAGACUGCAACUCCAGAGACACGGGAGAACAGGAAACCGAAGACGGGCAUCCUGAUGCUGAACAUGGGAGGACCCGAGAAACUAGAAGACGUUCACGACUUCCUGCUGCGACUCUUCAUGGACACAGACCUGAUGAAACUCCCUGUGCAGAAUAAACUCGGCCCGUUCAUCGCCAAGCGUCGCACGCCAAAGAUCCAGGAGCAGUACAGUAAGAUCGGAGGAGGCUCGCCCAUCAAACGCUGGACCUCCAUGCAGGGGGAGGGGAUGGUGAAGCUGCUGGACGAGAUGAGUCCAGAGACGGCUCCUCACAAGUUCUACAUCGGUUUCCGGUACGUUCAACCGCUGACGGAGGAAGCCAUCGAGGAGAUGGAGAAGGACGGAGUGGAGAGAGCGGUGGCCUUCACACAGUAUCCUCAGUACAGCUGCUCCACCACAGGAAGCAGUCUGAACGCCAUCUACCGUUACUACAGCAACAGAGGAGACAGACCCAAGAUGCGCUGGAGUGUCAUUGAUCGUUGGCCCACACACCCACUGCUGGUGGAGUGUUUUGCAGAACACGUCAGUAACGAGCUGCUGAAGUUUCCAGAAGAGAAACGAGACGACGUCGUCAUUCUGUUCUCGGCUCACUCGCUCCCCAUGGCUGUCGUAAACAGAGGUGACCCGUAUCCUCAGGAAGUGGGAGCCACAGUUCAGAGAGUCAUGGAGAGACUGGGACACUGUAACCCCUACAGACUGGUGUGGCAGUCCAGAGUGGGGCCGAUGCAGUGGCUCGGCCCUCAGACGGACGACGUGAUUAAAGGUCUGUGUGAACGGGGAAAGAAGAACAUCCUGCUGGUUCCCAUCGCCUUCACGUCCGACCACAUCGAGACGCUACACGAGCUGGACAUAGAGUACGGACAGGUGCUGGGGGAGGAGUGUGGCGUGGAGAACAUCAGGAGAGCGGAGUCGUUGAACGGGAAUCCUAUUUUCAUGAAGGCGCUGGCCGACCUGGUCCAGUCUCACCUGAAGUCCAACGAGCCGUGUUCCCGUCAGCUGACCCUGCGCUGCCCGCUGUGCACUAACCCCACCUGUGGAGAGACCAAGGCCUUCUUCGCCAGCCAGAAACUCUCAUAGAAACACACACACACACACACACACACACACACACACACACACACACAGGCCUUCAACAAACAGAAGCUUCUCUCAAAGUUUCUCCCGCAGGAGUCAGGAUAAUGAACAAUGUGACGUGAAGAACAGAACAAAUAGUUUCUGCAAAUACAUCAAGACUUCUUUUUUUUUUUUUUGUACCGUGGAUGGGAGGAGUCUGAAUAUUUUUUAUUUCUCCCAGUGAAGAUCGACGUCUUGUAGUUUAAACACCGGACGCACUGAAAGCAUUAAGAAGUCCUGCUCUCGAACCGAGAGGUCCUUGAAUAAAGAAAUGUGUGAGUUUAACAGAAACUCUGAGGAUUUGCAGAAACUAUUAGACGAGCGUUUGCGUAGAAAGAAGAAGUGACGCUCUUCAGAAACUGUUCAUUUCACAUCCCAGCUUCAUACAAACAAGCGUUGCACUAGUUUUUUAUUUUUUUUUUCUGUUUACUUCGUUUCCUUUGCUUACAUUCCGUUCGCUCAGCCCCUGCAAACCUCUAUCAGAGACCCUGUUUUACUUGUCGCUGGUGCUAAAUCAAUAACAGUCUAUCACGACGACUCUGUCGCCGCCGCACAUGGGAUCUGGUUGGUUGGCUGUUCCUCUUCCUCGCCUUCUCGCACACGUCGCCGGCCCUCCCGCCACUAACCCCGCCCAUUCUGCUGAAAUCCCUUCAAUGUGAUUGGUGAAGGUGGGUGCUGCUCCAACGCUGCUGCCCGAUUGGUGAGUUCAAGAGCGAGAAAAGGCGGGAAUAGUGAUUCAAACGAAUUCGUCGAAGUCGCGACGCACAGAUUUAUUCACGUGAGCGUUUGCGUCCGUCACCGCGUUAAACCGCCAUCGAUGUUGGUGCUGAAUAGAGCUAACGACUAGAAAGAGGCGUGAUUUCCACUGCGAGUCAGAGGGUAGCUGUCGCUCAGGGGUCGGGACUCUCCGGCUGACGUGAAAUAACGUUGGGGUGUCUAAUGCUGCUCCGCUCGCUCGGGACGAGACUUUGAUGUGUGUAAAAUAUCAAAGUCAAAUCUUCCACUAUUCACAGGCAGUUACUUGACCUCUGACCCCCCCCCCCCAUUCCUGCUGUUUUCUUAAUCCAUGACAAUGUGCCUUUUACACCGGCUAAUUAGAAAUACAGGACUUUGUGCUUAAUGUACGUUUCAUAUGUGCAACACUGACUUUACAGUUUCCUGCUGUGAUCGGAGCCAAUGACGGCUCCUGAGUGAGGUUUAGAUCCACGCUGGAUUCACGACAGUUGUUCAGACAGAUCCUGACAUUUUCUUGAGAGUCUGUGAGAACGCACGUGUCCGAGUCUGUUGCUGCCGACACUUUCCCUUUUUUUUUUUUAAAUGUCAGCCCAUGUGACAGUGCAGUGUAGGGAGCGUUAGCCUGUUGAUGUUGACGGACGUGAAACUAGAAGAACACCAACAUCUCAAGAUGAAGACGUCCACGUGGAAAGACGAGGAGGUUCCAGAUGUUUUGGUGAUGAGGGCCGACGCCGGCGUGGACGAGCUGUAAACAACAACACUGAUCUUUACACGGCGCAAUUUAUACGACAUGUCCCGCCUCCUGCUGCUCUACAGGCCCCGCCCCUCGCCUGAAUGUCCCCCGCAUGUUGUUGUGAACGAGUCGAACCCGGACGAACUCCGGAAACAAUCUUCCAGAUAUUUUCUGGAUCUCAAACUCGUCACAGUGUGAAAAAAAACUCAAACAAUAGAAAUCUGAUCUUCACUCAAACUGAAAAUCAAAAAAGAGAAGAACGUGAGGCUCCGGCAGGAAACAUGUUAAAGUCAGUGAGGCUGGAUUUUCCUGCACAAAUGUGUUUUUCUAAUUUAUUUUGAAUUCUCACGUGUAUCUGCUGUUUUGAGAGUUUUGCUCUGAGUGUGUGUGGAGCUGAACGUUGUCGUGUGUGUACAGAAAACUAAGAAGCUUCAGCUUUGUUGCAGCUCCAGUAUAUUUUGGGUUGUUUGGAUUUAUUUAUUUCAGUUGUCUGUUCACUGUCUUUUUUUUUUGACAUGAUACUAACAGUGCGAUUACACCCAACCAAGAGUCUUCCUGCAAAAUGAAAUGGAAUAAAAAGAGAAAGUAA